AGCUGGUGGUGCAGCGGACCAACAAGGAUCAUGUGGUGUGGCUGGCCGUUCCUGCCUGCUCUGGUGCUUCUCUCAGAGCUCACGGUGGUGAGAGUCCAGACUGCACCGUGCCAGACCUGCCGAAAACUCACAGAGAGUUUCAUUCAGGGCUUGGAGAGAACAGCCAACAAGAACUUUGGGGGAGGGAACACUGCCUGGGAAGAAGAAAAGCUAGCUAAGUAUGCACGCAGUGAGACUCGGCUCCUAGAGAUUGUAGAAGCUGCUUGUGAAAAAGCUGAUUUUGAAUGUAACCGGCUGCUGGAGCAGAUAGAGGACCAGGUGGAGACAUGGUGGUUCCACAGGCAGCAGGAGGCCCCCGACCUGUCUGAGUGGCUUUGUAUAGAGGAGCUGAGACUCUGCUGUCCACCUGGACGGUUUGGUCCCGACUGCAAAGAAUGUCCAUCCAGCCCUGGUGGUGUGUGUGGGGGUCUCGGCCGCUGUGAGGGGGAGGGGACACGCCUCGGAGAUGGAGAAUGUGUCUGUGAUCCUGGAUACUCAGGACGUCUGUGUGAGACCUGUGCUGAUGGCUACUACAGAGAAAAAAGCUCCAACAACAGCAUCGGAGCAUGUGCAGCUUGCUACCACUCGUGUAAGAAAUGUGCAGGGCCGCAGGACUACAAAUGCCUCGACUGCAAACCUGGCUGGAUCCUUCAUGACAACAAGUGCGUGGACACUGAUGAGUGUGGAACAGAGCUGGCUCGCUGUCCGUCCAACACCUACUGUCACAACACAGACGGUUCUUAUGAAUGCAGAGGCUGUGACCAGGCAUGUGUCGGCUGCAUGGGGAGUGGUCCCGCCCGCUGUAAGAAAUGCUCACGUGGCUACAAAUCGACUGGAACAAAGUGUCUCGAUAUAGAUGAAUGUAAUGAGCGUGCAAUAGCAUGCCCAGGACUCAAUGAGGCCUGCAUCAACGAGGAGGGCUCCUUCCACUGUGACUGUGCUAAUGGAUUCAUUAGAAGAGACAGCAUUUGUGUUGAGAAUAAACCUGCUGCUGGCCCAGAGAAGGGUCCAUUUGACGACAUCACGGAUGAUGAGGUCCUCGUACUGCAGCAGAUGUUCUUUGGCGUUGUGAUCUGUGCCAUAGCUACGCUCGCUGCUAAGGGUGAUAUGGUUUUCACGGCCAUUUUCAUCGGAGGUGUAGCUGCUAUGGCUGGCUACUGGCUGACAGAAAAGGGAGACCUCAUGCUGGAUGGAUUUCUCAAGGGACGCUAGACUGAGUGGAGCCUCGAGGACACCAGAAUACCAGCCAGUUAAGGUGAAUAAGACUCAACUGGGGGCAGAAACUUUAUCCCUGUAGCCUUUCAGGGAUUUACUUGGGGAGUUACUUGAAAGGGCUUUGGUUCAUUUAUGUUUAUGAAUAGGGUAAUGCAGGAAAAAGUGAGAACUUGAAGGCUAUGAAGCCGUAAAUCUUGAAGAGGAAUAACAAAGCAACACUGCACUGAAGGAGCUGAACUAAAUCCCCGACCUCAACUCUGUUGGGAACAAGGGGGACAUGAAGACCACUACUGAUUGUUAAAAUCUAUUAUGCAUUUGGAUGUCUCAUCUGGCCUCAAUGUUGAAAUGAUGUCGUUUCCUUCUACACAAUCAAAACAUCCAGCCAUAUUGUCCAUCAUGUUUUUUCAUUAUCUCAACGCUGUGGAGCAGAUGAAUGGUCCGCACGUUUUGGCUGUCAGGUUGCUGAAACACUCAAGCUUCUUGCAAUGGACAUGUGGUUAGCUAAGGGAACUUUUCGGGAAUUUCCUUAACCAAUCGGAAAAAAAAAGGUCAUAGAAACUCUGGGAUAUUUCCAUUAUGAGUCGUUAUUUAUUUUCACAGAAUUACUUUCCACCUCCUUACUUACUGAGUGAUUCUUUUUAGUAAUAAUGCAUGACAUAGGAUUUAAAAUGGAAGGUACUACACUGUAUGUAUGUAUUUAUUUAUUAUCCUACUUUGGCAUGGAAGACUGACUUGACCAGCUGCUGGAUCACCAACACUACUGCUAUUGGCAACUUAAUGAGUGUGUGAGGGAAUGUGCUUUAUACCAUACCAGCUCAAACCAUUUUCUGUUGCCUUUUAUUUAUUUUGAAAGCAAUAUUUAUUGGGAAGAUGUUCAUCAUAUUUUGUUCUUGACAUUUCCUCUGUGUAUUUUUUAAUCUGUUCAAUUGUAAUUCUAGCAGAUAUAGUAGCAUCAUGUUAGAAAGCCACUCAAGCUUCAAUUCUUACCCGUCCAUAUACUUUGUCUUGGUUUUCCUCGUGUGGAAAGUUUUCCACAGUCAUUAUUUGUUAUAGAUGUUUGCUUUACAAUAAAAAGUCUGUCAGUCCUCAAUUUUUA
Molecule: messenger RNA, 2350 nt
Organism: Centropristis striata (black sea bass)
Lineage: Eukaryota; Metazoa; Chordata; Actinopteri; Perciformes; Serranidae
Gene: creld1b
Product: protein disulfide isomerase Creld1
Exons: 11
Coding region: 31-1251 (406 amino acids)
Molecular function (GO): calcium ion binding
Source: RefSeq, a predicted model, not a curated record